AUGACUAUGAAACUAUUGCAUUAUUUCGGCUUCGACAGCAAGCCUGCUUCCGAUGAAGUAAAAGAAACCCCAGUUCGUGCCUUACCAGCAUCAUGGUACACAUCCCCGGAGAUGUACCAGCUCGAGCGUCGUGCCAUAUUCUCUAGAAGAUGGUUAUUUCUCACACAUAGCUCCCGCCUCAAGGAAACAGGUGACUGGCUUCGUUACGAAAUUGCGGGUUUCAACUUCAUCAUCACUCGUGAUCGGGAAGGAAACGUCAAUGCCUUCCACAAUGUUUGCAGACAUCGUGCGUACCCAGUCGUGGAAAAGGAGGGGUCUGGAAACUCCAAGAUCUUAUCCUGUCGGUACCACGGUUGGUCGUACGGUUUGAAUGGAAAGCUUGCGAAGGCGCCCGGGUACAAAGAUCUAGAUUCGUUUGAUAAGGAACAAAAUGGACUCUUCAAGAUUCAUGUCCGGGUCGAUGUGAAUGGCUUUAUCUGGGUCAAUCUUGAUUCGAAAGAUGUGCCUGAGGUUCCGUGGGAGGAACACUUCGAAAACGUCGAUAAGCAAGACCGCUACAAGGCAUAUAACUUCGAUGAUUAUGAUCAUCACCACGCCUAUGAGCUGGAUGGUCAUUAUAAUUGGAAGAUUCUCGCGGACAACUUCAAUGAAUGUUAUCACUGCCCUACAACACAUCCUGAUAUCCCUGAGUUCCUGAACCUCGAAUCCUUCGACAGCGAUCUAAAGGACGGUCACAUCCAGCAUCACUGUGUCUCGACAUCGGAACAAAUCGCUAAGGGUCUCUAUACCGCGAGCACUUAUUACUUCCCUAUGACGGCUAUGGUUGUCUCACCCCAUUUCAUCAUGAUUCAGAAAUUCCUCCCACAAAGUGCCGACAGCUCGAAGAUGGCGUACGAGAUAUACAAGAAUAGAAACUCCUCCGAUGAAGACUUCUACCAGAUUGCCGACAUGUACGAACGUGUGAUGAGAGAAGACAAAGUGCUCUGCGCCAAUGCUCAAAGGAAUCUGGAUCGAAACGUGUUUACAAGUGGCCAACUACAUCCCAAAUACGAGAAGGCACCUCUCUUCUUCCAAAGCACCGUUCGUGAUGUUGUCACCGAGCACUUUGAACGGGAGAAGAAAGAAGGGGGCGAGAUUUGGUCAGCGAAGCAAAAGCCAAAGGACAAUGCACAAGUUAGCGAGAAGGAUGAGAUGUUCUGCAAGGGACUUAGCUGUGGUCCACAGAAGGAAGUCCUGGCCUGGUGA
Penicillium angulare is the source of this 1245-nucleotide messenger RNA. RefSeq names its product aromatic ring-hydroxylating oxygenase subunit alpha. Gene Ontology annotation, molecular function: iron ion binding; 2 iron, 2 sulfur cluster binding. Bases 1 to 1245 code for a protein of 414 amino acids. The transcript has 2 exons. NCBI's taxonomy places the organism in Eukaryota, Fungi, Ascomycota, Eurotiomycetes, Eurotiales, Aspergillaceae. The record is from RefSeq and is a predicted model, not a curated record.